Geodia barretti is the source of this 1251-nucleotide messenger RNA. Lineage: Eukaryota; Metazoa; Porifera; Demospongiae; Tetractinellida; Geodiidae. The record is from the annotation of a GenBank genome assembly.
AUGCGGUCACUCUUGACGAUGCUUGGGAUUGUCAUUGGCAUCGCCUCCGUGUUAGCGAUGAUUGCUAUUGGCGAUGGAGCAAAGCUAAUUGUGCUUCAGGAUGCCCAAAAAAUUGGCGGUGCCAAUCAAGUCACGCUGUAUCGGAGCGGCCAUAUCCGUAAAGGAAAUCGUUGGGUGCGGAAUCGGAGUAACGAAUAUUUUGAGUAUGAAGAUGUGCUAGCGAUUGAAGCCGAAUGUCCUUCCGUCAAGGGAGUCAUUCCCCGUGUUCCUCGGUGGCGUGGGGUUCUGGUUCAAGCGGAAGGCGGUGCCGAAAAGCGGACGGGAUAUGAAGGUAUUACACCUUUCUACCAAGUUGGAAUGGACUGGGAGUCUGCAAGCGGGCGUUUUAUCACAGAGGACGAUGUUGCCAAUCGGACCAAAGUCUGUGUCCUUGGAUCGGAAGUGGCAAGCGAACUCUUUCAGGACCAAAAUCCAGUUGGUAAAACAAUCAAAAUCGCACGCGGCAGUGGUAACAGGUUUCGCCGCGGGGGGCGACGCAGUCAGAACAGAAGUAUGGAACAGUUUACCGUUGUGGGCGUGAUGACGCAGCGCGGGAGAAGUCUUCGUUUUGGGUGGAAUCUGGAUGACCGGGUAUUCCUCCCCCUGACGACGGUUCAAGAGCGGUUUACGGGUAAUGACCGAGUCACAAUGAUUUCCGUCCAAGCAAAGAGCAUGGAAUUGGUUGAAAAAGCCAAGGAAGAGGUUACAGCGGUAAUCCGGAAACGGCAUCGCAAUCAGGAUAAUUUCUUUAAUGUCUGGGAGAUGAGAGCGGGCAUGGAGCAACUGCUCAAAAUUGGCAAGAUUAUCAAAAUCGUGCUCGGUGUCAUCGCAGGAUUUUCAUUGCUUGUGGGUGGCAUCGGCAUCAUGAACAUGAUGUUGGUGUCUGUAACGGAGCGGACCCGAGAAAUCGGCUUACGCAAAGCAGUUGGUGCCAAACGGCGGGACAUCCUCCUCCAAUUUUUGAUUGAAGCAAUUACGAUGUGCAGUAUCGGUGGGGUAAUCGGUAUUGGAUUGGGUGUUGCUGCUGGACACGGGAUGGCAAAUAUUGCGGUAAACAUUGUUAAGGUUGUCCCGGAGUGGCCCGCUAUCGUUUCCACGCAAUGGAUGAUUAUUUCAGUUGUCUUUUCAGCACUUAUUGGUAUUGUCUUCGGCGUCUAUCCUGCGGUAAAAGCCGCACAACUUUCGCCCAUCGAAGCGUUGAGGACCGAAUAG